Molecule: messenger RNA, 3594 nt
Organism: Microstroma glucosiphilum
Lineage: Eukaryota; Fungi; Basidiomycota; Exobasidiomycetes; Microstromatales; Microstromataceae
Product: ATP-dependent protease La
Exons: 2
Coding region: 179-3457 (1092 amino acids)
Biological process (GO): protein targeting to peroxisome; protein catabolic process; protein processing
Cellular component (GO): peroxisomal matrix
Molecular function (GO): ATP-dependent peptidase activity; ATP hydrolysis activity; ATP binding
Source: RefSeq, a predicted model, not a curated record
CUUACCAUAGCGCACAGUGGCACAUCAGAGUAACGUCGUCCAUCCCAUCCCAUCCCAUCUCCCGCGUACCAGUAAUAAUCUUCACCUCAGCAUCUCAACAACAUCGGGGAGCACGUCUCCGUACCUUCGCUUUCAUCAUCCGGUCAUAUAGUCAUACCUUUUCCUAGCUUGACGCACAAUGUCGUCUGACGCAAUCCCACACAUUCCCAACCGCCUCCCCGUUCUGCCCCUGCCGUAUCCCCUAAUCCUUCAUCCUUCCCUGCUCUUGUCCAUUCCACUGUCCUAUGCCCACUCUCUUUCACUCCUCAAGGCUGCUUUGCAGGCGACGGGCGCCAAUCAGGCCACCUCUGAGAACCCGCCACCGAUAGAUGCAAGCAAGCCUAUUCUGAUCGCAUGUGUCCCAACCCUCAAGGCGCCUUCGCCACCGUCUAAAGCGAACGCCGUCUCUGCCAGGGAAGGUCACAACAGCAUCUCUGUCAAUCAGCUGCAUGAAUGGGCUGUAGUAGCUCGUCUCAUGCGGCUGACCCGUCAGCCCUCGACCGAGACUUGCAUCCUCACAAUCAGUGGUCUCACAAGAGUGAGACUGGAUCGCUGGCUCUCCAUGAGAGCUCCUCUCACCUCGUCAGCUCUGGACUCGGACCGAAGUAUCACGGUACCUGAUGUCGCUGUUCCGCUAGCUAGUAUCACCGCCUUUACAGAUGGUCCUUGGCCUCCUACGCCAAGCAGCAAGGCAGAUCGAGAGGCCGUACAGGCUCUCAAGGUGACAGCCAUGGACUUGCUCGAUGCUCUGUCUACGCUAGGGGCGAGUAGUUUACAAAAGGAUUCACCUUCGGUCACAAUGCCUGUCAUGCCGCCGAUGCUCAUCCGCCGCAUCCGCUCCUUUGUCAAGGAUGCUCGUGACAACCAAGCGGCGCAAUUGGCGGACGUCCUUGUGGGAUCUCUCGGCGGAGCUUGCGAGUGGCAAGACCGCCUCAAUCUGCUCUCCGAGUUCGAUCCCAAGGAGCGAGUGAGGAGUGCUGCGAAGAUGCUCUCGCUGGGAGCUGCGAGAGUUCGUCUUGCACGGGAUCUCCUGACGUCCUUGGCCGCACCUCUCAACGAUGCGUCUAAGGAGACUCUGAUCCGUGGUCAGCUCGAGUCUCUGCUUACGCAACUCGCUGCAUUGAAUCCCAACAUCACCGCCAAGAUCACUACCAAUUCGGGCACAUUCUCAGUCAAUGGCAGCAACAGUGAUGGCAAGGGCAGCGGAGCCCCGAGUGGCAUUGUUCGCAUUCGCGCUCCUAGCUCCAAAGGCAGCACCCCUUCAGAGGGAGGUCCCAGGCCCCUUGCCAAGAGCGGUGGCAACCCAUUCAAAGGUGGCGGCCCUCUCGGCGGCGGAGGCGGCAGGUCCGGCGGCGGUGGUGGGGGCAACGAUGGUAGCGAUGGUCAGGAGGAGGAAGAGGAUGAGAUUGCCGAGUUGACACGUAAGCUCGAUGCAGCCCAGCUUACUCCAGAGGCUCGCAAGGUUUGCGAUAGGGAGCUGAAGCGGCUGGGGAGGAUCCCUCAACAAAGCGUCGAGCGUGGUGUGGUCAUCUCUUAUCUUGAGGUAAUGGCUGAACUCCCAUGGGACAAGGUCUCCUCUGACCUCGGAGAGGUGAAGGUCCCCGCAAGGAAUACUCCUGCCGAUUCUCGCCCUCAAGGCUCUGGCCAUGAGACCCUCAUUGAGUCUGCCCAACGAGAUGGCGAUAGCGCAGACGAGGGCAUCGUCUCCCGAGCCCGUCGAAUUCUAGACGAAGACCAUUACGGCAUGGAGAAAGUCAAGAAGCGACUGAUCGAGUACUUGGCAGUGCUGGAGCUCAAGCAGAUGCAGGCAAUGGAGAAGGCAGAGGCCGAAGAGGCGACCACAUCGUCGUCGUCUAACAGCAUGCCUGAGCGCAAAGUCGACGACAUGGCCAAGCUAGACAUCGAGGGGUCUGCUGAGAGUGCGGAAUCCACGCCCGGCCCCUCAGACUCUUCGGAGGCUGAGGCAGCAUUGGAGAAGAAGCGCAGGAUUCGUAAAGCCACGCCAAGGGACAAAGGUCCUAUCCUGCUGCUGGUAGGCCCACCUGGUACAGGUAAGACGUCGAUCGCAAGAUCGCUCGCUACAGCACUUCGCCGACCAUUCACCCGGCUCAGUCUGGGUGGUGUUCGAGACGAGGCCUCGCUUCGAGGUCAUCGAAGGACCUACGUCGGUGCACUUCCCGGCGAGAUCGUCUCGUCCCUACGCAAGGUGGGCGUCUCGGAUCCCGUCUUGCUCCUCGAUGAAGUUGACAAGCUAGGAAGCGGCAACGGUCUCCACGGAGAUCCCAGUGCUGCUAUGCUCGAGGUUCUGGACCCAGAGCAGAACCAUUCGUUCCAGGACCAUUACAUCGGCUGCCCCAUCGACCUCAGUCGUGUUCUCUUCAUUGCCACCGCAAACACACUAGACACGAUCAGUGCUCCUCUCCUCGACCGUACCGAGGUGAUCCACAUCUCUGGAUACACGCACGAUGAGAAGGUACACAUCGCUCGCAACUAUCUGAUGCCGAAGCAGAUCAAGGCACAAGGUCUGCAGCCCCAAGAGAUCGACAUCUCUGAUGAGGUUCUCCUGAAGAUCGCCACCUCGUACACGCGCGAAGCUGGAGUGAGAACUCUCGAAAGGUGCAUAUCUACUGUCAUUCGAGGCAAAGCUGUCGAGUAUGCCGAGCAUCGCAAAGGUGGAAGGGAUAGCUACGAUCCAGUCAUCAAGCUCGAAGAUUUGCGUAGCUACCUCGGCAUCGAGACGUACGAGCCAGAAGUUGCACAGCGCGAGGCAAGACCUGGAAAUGCUACCGGCUUAGCCUACCAGGGCUCUGGAUCGGGAGGCAUCCUCUUCAUUGAGACCCUCCUGCUGCCUCCUGGAACUGCGUCGCUGAAGCUUACAGGCUCUCUUGGUGAUGUGAUCCGCGAGUCAGCCACUCUGGCCUUCUCCUGGCUUCAGGCUCACGGAUAUCAGUUGGGCAUCCUGCCCUCUCGCGAUGCACCGUUCCCAAAGAACGAUGUCCACCUGCACUUCCCAGCCGGCGCCAUUCCAAAGGACGGUCCAUCAGCGGGCGUGGCUAUUCUUUGUGCUCUGGCCAGUCUCUUUACCCGCACCAGCAUCGAUCCCAAGAUUGCCAUGACGGGCGAGAUUUCUCUACGAGGUCUUGUGCUACCCGUCGGCGGAAUUCGCGAAAAGGUCAUUGGAGCACACAGGGCUGGUAUCAAGAAGAUUCUGCUUCCCAUACGCAACCGAGCCGACGUAGAGCAGGACAUUCCGGCCAAUGUCAAGGAAGAGGUGGAAAUUCGCUUCAUCUCCAAUGUCUGGCAGGCGCUGGAUCUGGCUCUCGGCAAUGGCAUCUUUGAGCAUGUCAGUGGGUAUCACGAGGGCAUUGAGGAGGGGCGCAAGAGGAUGGAGGAAGGAGGGGAGGGAGCUAGAUUGUAGAGUAUAGAAGAAAGGGAAGUUGACCAAGAAGUUUGUGAUUGUACAUCUGCCGUUGUAGAACUUGUCUCGUUGUUCCUUUUUUCUCUCGUCGAUCUUGGUUGUCGACUGUAUCGAAUUCAUAGCACCAUUCAACCUCG